Geodia barretti is the source of this 1431-nucleotide messenger RNA. The record is from the annotation of a GenBank genome assembly. NCBI's taxonomy places the organism in Eukaryota, Metazoa, Porifera, Demospongiae, Tetractinellida, Geodiidae.
AUGACGCAGUCACAGGUGCGUGUCCGCAUCGCGCCGAGCCCGACCGGCGCGCCGCACGUCGGCACCGCCUAUAUCGGGUUGUUCAACUACGUGUUCGCGCGCGUGCACGGCGGGCAGUGCGUCAUCCGCAUCGAGGACACGGACCAGGCGCGCUCGGAACGGCGCUACGAAGAAGACAUCCUGCGCUCCCUGCGCUGGGUCGGCCUGGCGUGGGACGAAGGACCGGACCGGCAGUCGGAACGCCUGCCCGUCUACCGCGAACACGUGCAGCAGUUGCUCGACAGCGGCGCGGCGUACCGCUGCUGGUGCACGCCGGAACGCCUGGAAGCGGUGCGCCAGCAACAGCGGCAGGACAAGGCGCCGAUGCGCUAUGACGGGCACUGCCGAUACCUCACCGAGGCUGAGGCAAAGGCCCACGGCGACCAGCCCUCGGUGGUGCGUCUCAAGGUGCCGGAAGACGGCAGCACCGUGGUGCACGACGCGUUUCGCGACCCCAUUACCAUCGAGCACGGACAGAUCGACGACCAGGUGCUGCUCAAAUCCGACGGCUACCCCACCUACCACUUGGCCAACGUCGUAGAUGACCACGUCAUGGAAAUCUCGCACGUCAUCCGCGCCGAAGAGUGGAUUUCUUCGACUCCCAAGCACCUCAUGUUGUACCACGCCUUCGGCUGGGCGCCGCCGGUGUUCAUGCACAUGCCGCUGCUGCGCAACGCCGACCGCAGCAAGAUCAGCAAGCGCAAGAAUCCGGUGUCGCUGCGCUACUACGAGCGUCAGGGUUACCUGCCUGAGGCGCUGCUCAACUUCCUGGCGCUGAUGGGGUGGUCGAUGCCCGACGAGCGCGAGGUCUUCACGCUGGCCGAGAUGAUCGAGUCGUUUUCGUUCGACCGCAUCAGCCUGGGCGGGCCCGUUUUCGAUCUGCAAAAACUGGAAUGGCUGAACGGCAUGUACAUCCGCCAACUCUCGCCCGCGGCUCUGUCGGAGCGGCUCUUGGAAAACGCGCGUGCGAAGUCCCGGCUGUUGGACGACAACGCCUACGUGGACGCCAUCACGCCGCUGCUGCAGGAGCGUCUGCGCACGCUGGGCGAUUUCCAGGACAUGGCGGCGUUCUUCUACGACACGCCGCUGGCCUACGACAAGGCUCUGUUGCUGCCCAAGGGCAGGAACCCGCGCGAGGCCGUCAAGGUGCUGACGGAGGUGGCCGAGGUACUGACGCGACACGCCGGCCCCUGGCAGGACGCGGAGCUGGAAGCCAGCGUGCGCGCGUACGUCGAGGGCGCCAAAUGGCCGGGCCGCGACCUGUUCAUGACCCUGCGGACCGCGGUAACCGGCCGCACCGCCUCGCCGCCUUUGUUUGCCACCAUGCAGGUUCUGGGCAGGGACCUCUGCCUGUCCCGGCUCGAGGACGCCGUGGCCCUGCUGCAAAAAUAG